AAAGAGCUUUCUAGAGUUUCUUAUUUGCCGAAUGCCUUUCAAGUCGUAUGGCGCCGAUAGCGCUCUCACGGAAAGAUAGCAACAAGAAAGCAAGCGACACAUUAUAACCAGUUGCCGAACACACAAACGUACAUCACACAGCGCACUCUACUCAAUACAGGCCGUCUCAUAAUGUCUUCAAGCAGCAGCAGCAGAGACGAUGAUACGGCCCGCCUCAGAAAGGUUAUCCUCGAUGGAUCAACCACUCGGAUCGCGCCGCCUGCUCACGUUGCGCCUUCGAUGGCUGCGAAACUGAUGCAGGCCCGUCAAGAAGCCAAACAGACUUCGCUUAGAAGGAGCGCGCCGGCUUCAGAUCACCCCUCACCAUACAAGGUAGCGCGACCAAGAAGAACGGAACCAGAGAGGACGCCGGGGACGGCGACACCACCAAGCAGCGAUGCUACCAGGGCUCUCUCCUUCUGGGGACCUGAUCCGGUUCCACUGCCCUCCAGAUUUGCUAGGAUUAAGAAGAAUCUCAUUGCUGGACAUGAGACCGAACUGGAGGCUAGCUGGACGAGACUACUAGCUGCCAUACGUGCUGAUGUCGAUCAGAUUGAGGGCCUGGGGGCACAUUUGAUUCCGUCGAUUGAAUUUGCGGAUCUCAGCGAUCCCUCACAAACAUCGCGGUUUGGUCGCGACUUGCGCCGAUAUGGAGUCGGCGUAAUUCGAAAGGUUGUGCCCAAAGCAGACAUUGAGGCCUCGGUACAAGAUACCAUUCGAUAUAUUGACGUACAGAGCCGGCGAGGACGCGCACCCUCUGUGCCGGUUAGAGGCCAAGCCGACCAGCCUUCGUCUAGUGUCAACUCACCCAGAGAAGACGCCGAUGGCGAUCGGUACGGACACUUCCACGCACCAAAGCACGACCCGGCCUGCUUUGACCUGUUUUGGACACCGGCGCAGGUUCGCACGCGAGCACAUCCGAAUAUCCGUCUUGCGCAGCGCUUCAUGAUGAGCCUUUGGGAGACACGCGCCGAUGACCCUCUGGCCCCUCAACAUCCUAUAACAUAUGCCGAUCGAAUCCGUAUCUAUGGCCCUGGAGCUAGUGCACCGGCUGCCAAGGUUGGCGACCAGCGCAGCAAGAAGGGGACGCUGCCCAAGGAAUCUGUUCCUCAGUCUGCCGACGACUGGAUCAGUGCGCUUCAGUCUUCUGCUGGCAUCACAGCACAAGUCGACAAUGGAUCUCUGGAGCGAUGGGAACCGGAUGGGUAUCAGCGAGCAGGGACGUAUUCCUCCAUCUUCCAAGGGAGAUGGGAAGAGUAUGAUCCGUGGCGUAGCGCGUGCCGCGUAUCUGCCAACAUGGAUCUUUAUAACGGCUACGGCGCGUGUACCAUCUUUCGCAUGUUCCAGGGCGUAGUUGCUCUGUCUUCUGUCGAACCAGGUAUGAUUCGACUGCUUCCUUCACCCAAGCUCGCGACGGCAUAUUAUUUACUGCGGCCAUUCUUUGAGCCGACACAUCCUGCCCCGGAGUGGAUAUCUGCCAACCACCCAGGCUAUGCUGAAGCUUGGGAUGCGUACUUGUCGCCAUCUAACUGGAAGCUGAACCGCAAUCCUGACCCCGUCAUUCACGGCGCGGUACCUGGCCACGCCCAGCGCGUUACAGAACGCUGGCACCCGCAUCUUAUGCUCCGAAGCAGUAUGAUUACUCUGCCGACACUGAAGCCCGGCGACUAUAUCCUGUGGCACCCGGAUCUACCUUAUCACCUGUCUUCUGGCGAGAGCAUGCCUGGCGUAGAGACGCCGCAGACAGCAGCGCACUGGUUUGACGACGCGCGCAUGCUCGUCUAUGUGCCAGCAGCACCACUUACUCAAACAAGCGCGCUGUAUCUAGCUCGACAGCGUAAAUCGUAUCAGCGCGGCCACCCUGGGCCUGAUUUCGACUCGUCUGGUAGCAAUAACCAGACCGAGAGCGAUGACAUUCGACCCGAUCAAGCAGAAAUUGCUGCUGUUGGAGGACAACCCGCUCUGCGUGCGAUGGGCCUUGCUCUCUGGGAAGAAGAGAAUGCCACGCUCCCGUGGUUUGAAAAGGGAUGGACGGCUACUAAUGGCGACGGGGAUGAUGAGCGGACAUAUGACAGUCCGAGCAGCGCUACGACAAUGUCCACGGCAGACACGGAGGUUCUGCGGCUGGCCAAUGUUAUUUUGUUUCCGGAUAAAGCAGCUAUUGGAUAGUUGUGGUAGAUGUAUAUAGGGAAGAGAAAAUGGCGGUAUAUCUGAAUGUAUUGAGCUAAAUGAUAGACAGCAAAGAAAUGACAAUGAUGAUGAUGCAAAAG
Molecule: messenger RNA, 2309 nt
Organism: [Torrubiella] hemipterigena
Lineage: Eukaryota; Fungi; Ascomycota; Sordariomycetes; Hypocreales; Clavicipitaceae
Source: the annotation of a GenBank genome assembly